Molecule: messenger RNA, 1197 nt
Organism: Fonsecaea erecta
Lineage: Eukaryota; Fungi; Ascomycota; Eurotiomycetes; Chaetothyriales; Herpotrichiellaceae
Exons: 2
Coding region: 1-1197 (398 amino acids)
Source: RefSeq, a predicted model, not a curated record
AUGGCAAAUGGCGGCUCGGUGGGCACACCAACGCCUCAAUUUCCCACACAUAAUGCUCCUCGAGUGUGGCUCCUGACCUCAGGAGACUCUCCAAUCGGUAUAUCGAUUGCUCGCCAGGUGCUUGACCACGGCGACUAUGUUGUGUCUGGCAUCAUCCAGGCAGAAUUCGAGAACGAUGGUGGUCGGAGCCAAGAGUUCAAGAGAUUCCUGUCUCAAGUUGGACGAAUACCUGGAAUGAAGGAGCGGCUGAAGGUUGUCGCCCUGGAUAUUAGGGUUGUGGGACAAUGUCAGGCAGCUGUCGCAGAGGCCGUGCAUACGUUUCGAAAAAUCGACAUCCUCUUGUGCUGUACUAGUGAAGCAGUAAUCGGGACUGUCGAAGAACUUGCCGCCAGUCCCCGGACUAUGACCCUCGUGCGAGAUCAGUUCGAGAAGAAUUUCUUUGGCCCCAUGAACAUCAUCAAAGCCGUCAUCCCACAGAUGCGCUCACAAAUGAAUGGUCACAUCAUUGCCCUUACCGGCAUUACAGGUCAUCUCGGAACACCCGGAUUGAGCAUGUAUUGUGCGUCCGGGUGGGCGUUGGAAGGCUUUUGUGAUAGCAUCGCCUAUGAGAUUGCGCCUUUCAACAUCAAAUUGACCAUUGUCCAAGCCAGCGUCGAGAUUGGAAUCUUGACCAACAAGAUAACUUCCGCACCGCCCAUGAAGGCAUAUACCCGGGAAUAUGGUCACACGGCUCCCAUAUUUCGAGGGAUUCUGGAUGGCUUAUUGAAUCGCCUCCCUGGUAUUCGUGCCCAAUAUCCCCCACCGCCAGAAACAGAAAUCCAGUCGCCCUCGUCAGAAGCGGAGAGACAGAGCGGCCCCUUCCUCCUCAGCCGCAACGAGGUUGUCAGUUUGUAUCCACCUCUAAGUCAUGCACAUACGGAAAAACUGAUUGCAGAGACCGUCCAUGCGUUGACGGCCAUUGGUGGUCAUGAAAACCCGCCUGCCCGCCACAUUGUUGGGAUAGAAGGAGUCGCUAGCGUGAAGGAGAAAUUGAAGACGGUCAGCGAGGAACUGGAGGAAUUCGUCGACACCAGUGCAUCAGCUGAUAUCACCGCCCGACCAGGGGCUGGUGGGCCCGGGCGUGCUGCAAGUAUCGUCGACGUGGACAUCAAGGAUCUUGAGAGUGACAUAUUUGAUGCUUCAUUGGGAUUGAGAUAG